This is a messenger RNA of Grosmannia clavigera kw1407, 5259 nucleotides long. Its product is annotated as aaa family ATPase. The transcript is spliced from 2 exons. Gene Ontology annotation, biological process: positive regulation of transcription by RNA polymerase II. Gene Ontology annotation, cellular component: nucleus. Gene Ontology annotation, molecular function: chromatin binding; ATP binding; ATP hydrolysis activity. NCBI's taxonomy places the organism in Eukaryota, Fungi, Ascomycota, Sordariomycetes, Ophiostomatales, Ophiostomataceae. The record is from RefSeq and is a predicted model, not a curated record. The coding region runs from base 1 to 5259 and encodes 1752 amino acids.
AUGCCGGCUAAGCGAAAGAGAAACAUUAUUUUCGAUUUUGAUCCGAACAAGUCGGACUCGGAAGACGAGAACUUUGAGCCUGGUGAGGACCGAGGAGAUCGCCCGCGCCGCUCGAAGAAGAAACAGCGCCCAGUCAAAGCAUCAAAGUCUGGCAGCCGUCGGCGAAACGACUACGCGGGAUCGGACAUUGACGAGGACGGUGACGAAGUUUCGGACGACAGCCUACAGGAGUCCUUUGCUGAAGACGACGAGGACGACGAGGACGACGAGCCUGUUACGAGUGCCACCGGCCGCCGGACAAGAAAGGCCGCCAUAAAGCACCAGAGCUACAAGGAGAGCAGUGAGGACUCGAACGAGGAGCCGACAGAAAGCGACAGCGGAGACUCUGACGCCUCGAAAGACGUGAAGCCCAAGCCGAAAAAGGCUGAAAGCGUUGGCCCGCAGACGCCACGGAAGUCACGGAUAAUUACACUGAAGAUGAAUUCGAAAAGCCUACGCGAUCGCGCGGCUGCUGCGACAAGCACAAUCACGACCCGACGCACACGGGCAACCACGGAAGAGGCAGACGAGCUGAUCGAGCUGUCAACGUCGGGUCGCCAUGCUCGGCCCGCAAGGACAGUGGCGAGCGUGAGCCCGGAAAGGCGCACUGCUGCCGGACGACCACGCCGAGCCUCCAAAGGGACGAAGAAACCGCCGGUGCCUGCUAUUGAAGAAGCUACUCAAGAAAGCAGUGAGCCUGGCCUUGGGGGUGAUGAAGGUAGAACAGAGAUCUUCGCAGGUGGCGAUGGCGUUGACGAGAGUACUUUGCGUGAUUCAGUCUCACUGCACAGCCGCCUGCAGAGCUUGGACGCGACUUCUGGCGCGGCGCGUAUUACCAUCAGCGAGUUGGCCGAGAGUAAAAUUGAGGUUGGGGACAGUGCUGAAGGCGACGAUGACAACACCGUUGAUAAAGAAGCUCACGAGGACAUACCGGAAGACGUUGCCAUGGCUGAUGAUGUCGCUGGAGAGGAGGAUGACGAAGACGACAUACCUGUUGGCAGACGCACGCGACAAACUCGCUCAGCGGCUGCUGCUGCUCCCGUCGAUGACGUUGGUGCUCCUGCAGGAGAGGAGGAGCUGGCAGACGAUAUCAAAGCUGACGCCGAUGCUGAUGCUGAUGCUGAUGCCGAUGCCGAUGCCGAUGUCGAUGCUGAUGUCGAUGUCAGCAACGCUGUUGGACGACGACUGACUCGCGGAUCGCGUCUCCGCAAAGCCAAAUCUUUGAAGGAGCCUAGUAGCGACUUCGAGCCCGUGGAUGACGAAGAGUCUGGGGAUGGAGCAGCCUUUGACUCCGACGCAUCCAAGCACAACAGCGGCCACAACGGAGACGACGAUUCCAGCCAAAACUCGCGAGGCCGACGACGGUCAACGCGGAUCAAGUCUGGCACGAAGCGGACUCGCGGUGCGGUCACGGACGACGAAGACGACGUCGACAGGGAUGAAGUGGCCAUGGAAGCAGAGGAGCUUCGUGCGAGCUCCCAUUCGCGGCCGCGGCGGCGAAGGCAGUCCCCGUCGAUCGUUUAUGAAGCGACAUCGCGUCGGCGGACCACCAAGGUGGUCGACUACAGCAUCAAGCCGCUCGACCAGUACCCCAUUGAGCAAGAAGAGGAAGACGAGCCGACACAGACACCGGCACGCAGGCGUAAUGGCCGUGGUGGAGGUGCCGCCUCGUUGUGGCAGCGCAACCUGCUCUCGACGUUCGGUCCUUUUGGCGGCGGUGGUGGCGACGGUUCGCUCAUCGGCGGUCCCUGGGGCACCGGGGCAGCGGGAGGUGUGGAUUCGGACAGCAGCGACGACGAGAUGAUAACGCGUACUGGCCUGUCCGGCGCCAUUGGCGGCAAUGUCGGGAUGACACCGACGACAGGUACGGCGCCAUCGGGCUUCGCGGCUCCCCUUAAUCUCGAGUCUAUCACGGGCGUCUCGGCAAACACCAACGUCGGCAAGGUUAAGAACCACAAGGCGCUUGCCGAUGCGGAUCCACUGGGCGUUGACAUGAACGUGGACUUUAGCAAGGUGGGUGGCCUUCAGGGCCACAUCAAUCAGCUGAAGGAGAUGGUCACAUUGCCGCUGCUGUACCCGGAGCUCUUUCUGCGCUUCAAGGUUACGCCGCCUCGUGGCGUCCUGUUCCACGGUCCUCCGGGCACAGGGAAGACGCUUCUUGCACGUGCGCUGGCCAACUCGGUGGGCGUUGGCGGCCGCAAGAUCACGUUUUACAUGCGCAAGGGAGCGGACGCUCUGAGCAAGUGGGUGGGUGAGGCCGAGAAGCAGCUCCGACUGCUAUUUGAAGAGGCUCGACGAACGCAGCCAAGCAUCAUCUUCUUCGACGAGAUCGACGGCCUGGCACCGGUGCGGUCCAGCAAGCAGGAGCAGAUCCACGCGUCCAUCGUGUCGACGCUUCUGGCCCUGAUGGACGGUAUGGACGGUCGUGGCCAGGUGAUCGUGAUCGGGGCCACCAACCGGCCAGACAACAUCGACCCGGCACUGCGUCGGCCAGGCCGCUUUGACCGCGAAUUUUACUUUCCCCUCCCCGACCUGGAAGGCCGGCGAUCGAUCAUCGACAUCCACACCAAAGACUGGGGCUUGACGGACGACUUCAAGGGCAUGCUGGCUGAGAACUCCAAGGGCUACGGCGGAGCCGAUCUGCGAGCACUUUGCACCGAAGCGGCACUAAACGCGAUCCAGCGGACAUACCCACAGAUCUACUCGGCGCAGGACAAGCUGAUUGUCAACCCAGAGCGGAUCUUUAUCCACGCAACGGACUUUACGCUCUCGAUGAGCCGGAUGAUCCCGUCGUCUGAACGGUCGGCCACGCCGGCAUGGGCGCCCCUGCCCAAGCCUGUGGCGCCUCUUCUCAGCGACCAGCUCUCGACGAUCCAGGCGCUGUUGGACGACAUCAUGCCGAGGCGGAAGAAGACGACGGCGUUGGAGGAGGCCAUGUUCGAGCCGCUGCAGGACGCCGACCACGGGUUCGGGCGCGAGAACAUGAUUCAGGCAUUUGAGCGGUCGCGCACCUUUCGGCCUCGGCUCAUGCUCACCGGCAUGGCUGGCAUGGGCCAAGGAUAUCUGGCGGCGGCGAUCCUGCAUAAUUUCGAAGGCGUCCACAUCCAGAGCUUUGACCUGCCGGUUCUACUGGGCGACGGACGACCGCUGGAACAGGUGAUCGUGGGGCUGUUUGUGGAAGUCAAGCGCCACAAGCCGGCUGUGAUUUAUAUUCCCAACAUUGAUGUCUGGCACAACAGCAUCACGGAGUCGGCGUAUGUGACGUUUACGACGAUGCUCAAAUCCAUACCGCCCAACGACCCCGUUCUCGUCCUGGCGACAUGCGAGUGUGAAGAGGCAGAAAUUCCACGCUCUGUCCUGCGCGACCUAUUUGGCUACUCGUCGAAGAACCGGUUCCGUCUGGAGAAGCCGACUCGGGAGAGCCGGCGCAACUACUUUAUCAGCUUCGUGGAACACGCAUCGCGAAACCCGAGCGAGUUCCCGGACCCGGCCAACCGGAAAAAGAGAGUGCUAGAAGAGCUACCGAUUGCGCCACCACCUCCACCAAAAGUCAAGACGAAGGAGGAGAUUCGCGAAGAGCUGCGCAGGGACCACCUGCUGCUGAACCUGCUCAAGGUGCAGCUGCAGCCGAUCAUGGACCAGAUCAAGAAGUACAAGAAGUUCCGGCAGCCUGUCAUCCCGGAAAGCCAGAUCUCGUACCUGUGGCAGGAGGCCGACCCCAGCUAUGUUCAGCCGGAUAUUGCCAGCGAGCAGCCGCGACCGUUUGUGAUUACGAGGAACAAAGAGGGCGCAGUGGGCCUCUGGGAAAGGGAAACCAACAAGUUUUACUACAACCUGGACCUGUCGACGAUCGAGGAGCGGCUGUCCAACGGAUUCUACGCACGGCCCAAGGACUUUUACGAGGAUGUCGUGUCUCUGGCAAAGGAUGCCAGGAACAUUGGCGACAAGGAGCGGCUGCUCAAAGCAAACGAGCUGGUGACCAACGUGGAGGUGGACGUUGCCGAGGCCGAAGCCCGACUGUCGCAGGUCAAUUGGGAGGAGCUCUACCAGCGACAGCUGAAGCGGGCGCGGGAUGCUGAAGCGAAGGCGGCGAAGCGGAAGGCCGGGCUGGCGAUAGUCGGUGCCGUGGGUGUUGGAGGAGGCACGGACGAGGCAGCGAUCCGGCCCAUCGGCUCAGACAUUGUGCCGGCGGCAGGAGGCGACGAUGAGCUGGGCCAACAUGUUCAGGCGCAACAACAGGCGCGGUUCCAGCUCAAGCCAGACAUUGGGUUUGAGUCGUUGCCGUCGACGCCGAACGGGAAUUCACACCUCGGAAGCAAUGGGACGUCGGUGCCUUCUGGGCGGCUGACAAACGGAGACGAAGACGUGUCGAUGACGGGAGCAGACUUGGACGACAGCCCACAACAGGAUGCGCCCAGCACACCGUUGGGACAGCAGUGGGCCAGAUCGACGGGUCCGCCGGCAAUGCUGGAUGCUUCGACACGGGCGACGGCUGGCAACACGCAGGUAUCGCAGAUGUCGGUGCUGACGGGCAUGCCGUCGGGUAUGUCACCGUCUGCAAUGCUGAACGAAGCGUCGACGACCAAGUCGUCUGGGCCGUGGAGCACGCAAGCCACCAACGGAACGCACGGGACGGGAGCCAGCAGCGGUGGAGGAGGGCAUGGAUCUGUGGGAUUGGGAGUGGGAGUGGCUGUCGGUGCCGACAAUGCAGAAGGGUCUCAGAUCCCGGACACACAGUCGGUAUUUGGUUCGCUGCCAAGCCAAGCGGCGUCGAGUAACGAGUGGGUGCACUCGCAGUGGCACGAGGUGUCCAAGGCCGAGUUUGAGGGCAGCAAUGGAAAGGGGCUGUCGGGCAGCGGACCAUCGCCAACGACGUCGCAGCAGUCAGCGGUACAGCCUCUGGGCCCACCGCCGGUGCCGUCACAGAACGCAGCGCCGCGGCAGAACAGCGGCAGCCGGCUGUCAUCGCAGGCAUUUCCGAUCAGCGCACCCGAUGCCCAUCUGGACUCGAUCCUGGACACGAUUCUGGACCGGACAUCUGGCUGCACGGUGGAUCAGCUGGAGCAGAUCAGCCGGGAGAUCAUGGACUACAUCUGGACGACACGCCACGAGCGGAACCGGUCGCGGGUGAUCAGUAACCUGAGCAAGGUGUUCAAUCGCACGAUUGCCGACAUGGAGGCGAUCCAGGGUCUGAACUCGUCCUUUAGCCAGGAGCAGUAG